CGCGCUCCCUGAUACGCUGCUGCUCCUGGACGGGGAGACACACUCCGCAUCCACGACUGCAGAACCAGCAGCUCCCCCUUCCACACAGACGCACACCGCCGAGCUCCGUCUACUCACAAUGACGGCGAAGAACCGACAUAAGAGCAGCUCCGAGAAGAGCGCAGCGCCCGUCAUCCAGGAUGAGGCGCCGAAGAAAAGCCAGAAGAGUCCCAGCAACGGAGCGACUGGCUCCCCGGGACCUCAGGGGCCACGGACGCGGGGCUGCCUCGGACUCGUCCUGACCACCGUGUUUUACGCAGCGUUGAUAGGAGCCGCGGGGUUUGCAGCUCUCCACCUCCAGCAGGUCGCGGAGGAGAUCCGACAGAACAGCGCCAGAUACGAGCAGAGCGAACAGAGGAGCGCGGAGCUGGGCAGCAAAAUGGAGAGCGUCGCUCAACAGGUGGAGUCUCUGGUGAGCACAGUGGACAGUCUGGAGUCAUCCCUGGGCAUCACACGGCUGGAGCUGGAGAGGGCCAUCAGCCGCAUGAAGACGGGUGAGGUGGAGACGAGGAGGGUGGAGGAGGCCCUCCAGAACCUCCAGAACGAUCUACUCAGGGACCUCUCGGAGGGCAUCAGCGAGGUGAAGGAGGCCCGCGAGAGGGACUUCUCCUCGCUGGAGAAGACGGUGGAGGAGCGUCUGUCCGAGGUGAGCCAGUCCAUCACGGUCAACAUGGCAGAGUUCACUGAGGCUCAGGGCGAGGCGCAGGGCCAGCUGGCUGACCUCAAAGCCCGCCUGGGGGACAUGGAAGACCCUACACUCAUCAAACAGGAGCUCGCCACCAUCGUCGAAGCUGUGGAUGAAAUCAGGACGGCCAAACAGAUGGCAGACUCUUCAGCCAACUCACUCAGGGAGCAGAUUGGCGCCGUGAGGGAAGAGCUCCAGACUCGCAACAAGGAGGUGGCCUCGCUGUCUCAGGAGGUGGAAACGGUGAGGUCGGUGGUGCAAGAGAAUGUUGGGAGCCUGAGGCAGUCGCUGUCGGCCUCAGAGGCUGAGGUUCAGACCCUGAAGGACAAAACGCUGAUGGUGGAGGGCGUGGCAGAGCAGGCCGCCGAGGCCACUCGUAGUAUGGAGAGAGAGGUGAACGCAGCAGCCGCUCAGGCCCAGAGAAGAUCAGAGGAGCUUGAGGCGAGAGUGAGAGCAUCAGAGGAGAGUGGAGACUCACUGUCAGCAUCAGUGUCAGAAAUUACCUCCAGAGUGGAAUCACUGCUCGCUAAGUUGGACAGUCACGAGAGCGCUGUGGCUGCACAGGGGCAGAAAGUCAAAGCUGGAUUGGAGCAGGAGCUGGAGACGCUGAAAAGCAGCCUGGGGGAGCUGCAGUCAAACAUGGCCGCUCUGGUCGGAGCCCAGACGCAGCUCUCUUCCAAAGGCUCCAGUCUGAAUGAGCAAGUGAAGGAGUUGGAGAAGAGGCUCGCUGACCUGGAGGGCAGCGGCAGCACGAAGCCGGAGCAGCUGGAGAACCUACAGAAGAUGGUGGCUGGAUUGGAGAACAAAGCCUCCAAGCUCGAAGGCCACGAUAAGGCCAUCGCUGCUCUGCAGAAAGCUCUGCAGGACACCACAAAGAAACUGGCUGGCGUCUCCAAGAAGAAGUAGUUCGGUGAGAGAUAUGACAUCAGGAAACUAGAACAGGGACAGCGAUGAAUCCAAACAGGCGACCACAACCCACUCCUCCGAACUCGAUGAAGAAUUAAAAACUUGAGCACACUUGAGGGUUGGGAGAGAGGGGCAGAGCUGGACUGCUGAUCUGUGAAUUCAAAUCCACACCCAUUCUGCACUGUACUUUUAUUUUCAAAUGUUUAAUUCCUUUUUUUCUUUAAAGUUUUCUGUGCCAAGGCUGUUGUUUUUUUAUACCUCCACAUGAAAAUGCAAUAAUAAGCUCCUCUUGAGCACCUCUUUGUUUACUCAUUACAUUUUAUUGUUGUUGUUGUUGUUGUAGGAAUAAAAAGCUCUCGUCCACCUAAAAA
Molecule: messenger RNA, 2001 nt
Organism: Paralichthys olivaceus (Japanese flounder)
Lineage: Eukaryota; Metazoa; Chordata; Actinopteri; Pleuronectiformes; Paralichthyidae
Gene: ckap4
Product: cytoskeleton associated protein 4
Source: RefSeq, a predicted model, not a curated record